AUGUUGCCCAAGUUUGAGCCCAAUGAAAUCAAAGUCGUGUACCUGAGGAGGUGGUGGUGGGAAUUAAAUGCCAUGUCCACUCUGGCUCCCAAGAUCAGUCUCUCUGCAAAAAAGGUCAGUGAUGACAUCGCCAAAGCCACUGGUGAUCGAAGGAGACUAGAGAUUUCUGUGAAACUGACCAUUCAGAACGGGCAGCCCCAGAUGGAGGUGGUGCCUUUUGCCUCUUCCCUGGUCAUGAAAGCUAUAAAGGAACAACCUAGAGACAGAAAGAAGCAGAAGAAGAUUAAACACAGAGAGAAUAUAAAUUUUUAUGAGAUUGUAGACAUUACCUGUAAGAAGCAACACCGAUAUUUAGCCAGAGAACUUCCUGGAACUCUUAAAGACAUCCUGGGAACUCUCCAGUCUGUGAAUUGCAAUGGUGAUGGCUGUCACUCUUUUUACAUCACAUAA
Elephantulus edwardii (Cape elephant shrew) is the source of this 450-nucleotide messenger RNA. RefSeq names its product 60S ribosomal protein L12-like. Bases 1 to 450 code for a protein of 149 amino acids. NCBI's taxonomy places the organism in Eukaryota, Metazoa, Chordata, Mammalia, Macroscelidea, Macroscelididae. Gene Ontology annotation, cellular component: ribosome; cytosolic large ribosomal subunit. Gene Ontology annotation, molecular function: structural constituent of ribosome; large ribosomal subunit rRNA binding. The transcript is spliced from 2 exons. Gene Ontology annotation, biological process: translation. The record is from RefSeq and is a predicted model, not a curated record.